Messenger RNA from Otolemur garnettii (small-eared galago), 2874 nucleotides. RefSeq names its product schlafen family member 14 (gene SLFN14). Gene Ontology annotation, molecular function: ribosome binding; RNA endonuclease activity. Gene Ontology annotation, biological process: rRNA catabolic process; mRNA catabolic process. NCBI's taxonomy places the organism in Eukaryota, Metazoa, Chordata, Mammalia, Primates, Galagidae. The transcript is spliced from 4 exons. The record is from RefSeq and is a predicted model, not a curated record. The coding region runs from base 24 to 2771 and encodes 915 amino acids.
UGGCGCACAGAGGGGCUGCUGAAAUGGAGAGUCUCAAGACUGCUUCAGAAAUGCUGUAUCCUGAGAUAAUAGUAGAAGUGGGCAGAGUGACUUUUGGAGAAGAAAACAGGAAGAAGAUGACCAACAACUCUUUGAAAAGAUCUGAGAAUUCCAAACUCACCCAGGCCAUAUGUGCACUAUUAAACUCGGGAGGGGGCGUGAUCAAAGCAGAGGCUGAUGAUAAAACCUAUAGUUACCGAUGCCAUGGGCUGGGGCAGGAUUUGGAAACUUCUUUUCAAAAGCUCCUUCCUUCGGGUUCACAGAAAUAUCUUGACUACGUGCAGCAGGGGCACCAUCUCCUGAUUUUUGUGAAGUCUUGGAGCCUCGAUGAUUUUAGCCUCCCACUAAGGAUCUGCAGCUUGCACUCCAAUUUAUAUCAGAGAGAUGUCACUUCCGCUAUUAACUUGAGCGCCACCAGUGCCUUGGAACUUCUCAGAGAGAAGGAGUCUAGAGCCCAAAGGGGAGGUCCAAGGGUGAAGGAGCUUCAUCCUCAGAAAGUUCUCUCCACCUACAUUCAGGAAGAGGAAGACAUGAAGGUAUCUGCUUCCGAAUUUUUUAAAAAGGACAGACUCAAGUAUAAGGAGAAACUCAACUUUACUGAGUCAACACAUGUGGAGUUCAAAAGGUUCACCACCAAAAAGGUCGUACCUCGGACCAAGGAAAUGCUGCCUCAUUAUAUUUCUGCAUUUACCAACACUCAAGGGGGCUACCUAAUUAUUGGGGUGGAUGAUAAGAGCAAAGAAGUGUUUGGAUGUAAGAAGGAAAAAGUGAACCCUGACUUAUUGAAAAAAGAAAUAGAGAACUGCAUAGAAAGAUUGCCUACGUUCCACUUCUGCUGUAAGAAGCCAAAGGUGAAUUUCACCAUCAAAAUCUUGAAUGUGUACCAAAAAGAUGUCCUGUAUGGUUAUGUCUGCGUGGUUCAAGUGGAGCCCUUCUGUUGUGUAGUUUUUGCACGUGCCCCAGAUUCCUGGAUCGUGAGAAACAAUUCUGUCACAAGGCUGACGGCUGAGGAGUGGGUGGUCAUGAUGCUGGAUCUUCAGUCAGCUCCUUCCAGUUCGGCCACACACUACCACUCUCAACUGAUUUCCUCAGCUUCGUCUGCACCAAGAAGUCCAGCACAUCCCAUCAAAGUCCUGGAAUUUAAACAGGCUCUGCAACGACGUUUUUUCCCAGUGACACAGGAAGAGAUACAGUUUAAACCAGAGUCCCUCUGUAAGAAGCUGUUCUCAGAUCAUGAAGGAUUGGAGGAAUUAAUGAAGACACAGAUACAUCCUUGUUCUCAGGGGAUUGUGAUAUUUUCUAGAAGCUGGGCGAGUGAUGUCGGCUUAAGGAGAGAACAGAACAUCCUGUGUGAUGCCCUCCUAAUAGCAGUUAACAGCCCCCUGGUUCUCUACACGAUCUCUCUAGACCCCAGUUGGCUUGGGGGACUUGAAUACGCCCGAAACACUGCUCACCAGUUAAAGCAGAAACUGCAAACUGUUGGUGGUUACACAGGAAAAGUGGGCAUCAUUCCAAAGCUGAUGCACCUGACCAGCACACAGCGUAGCCCUGGCGAGACCCCUGUCCACUAUCCCCUCUCCUACAGCCUUGCUGAUGAGGAUGAAAUGGGAAACUUGUUACAGGCCCUUGUGGUAGUCUGUCUGUGCUCCAGAUCUUUCCUGAGUGACCAGCUGGGCUGUGAAUUUUUCAACUUGCUCAUAGGAGAGCAAAGCAAGUUGCUUUCUGAGAGCCUUUGUGAGACGCGGGAAUUGUUCAUCCACUGCUUUCCAGGAACCAGGAAGACAGCCCUAGCCAUAAAAAUCAUGGAGAAAAUUAAGGACGUGUUCCACUGCAAACCAAAAGAGAUCCUCUACGUUUGUGAAAGUGACUCUCUAAAGGAUUUUGUGACCCAACAAACCACCUGCCAAGCUGUGACGCGGAAAGUUUUCAUGCAAGGGGAGUUUCUAAAGAUUAAACACAUAGUGAUGGAUGAGACUGAGAAUUUCUGCAGUAAAUACGGUGACUGGUACAUGAAGGCUAGGGACAUCACCCAUCCAAAGGUGAGAGGGGCUGGAAGUGAAAGCCUUCACCGUGGGGUGCUCUGGAUUUUUCUGGACCCUUUGCAAGUCCAUCACACAGAUGUCAAUGGUCUUCCCCCUCCAUUUGCUCAAUUUCCUCGAAAAACAGUCGCCAGUGGGAUCCACCGUGCUUGGGAAAUAGCAAUGGUCUUGAAAGAAGAAAUGAAAAGAAUCAAAGAAAAUCCUCUCUCCAGCAUUUCUCCAGAGGCACUGGCCUUGUUCAGCGAAGCUGCCUAUGGGGAAGGGAUGUGUGCCCAGGCUCUGCCUGGAGUGUACGAGGUAAAGACUAACAUGACACCAGAGCAAAUAGCUAAUUACGUGGCAGGACGAUGUCACAGCUUAUUCCAGCAUGGCUAUCUGCCCAAAGAUGUAGCAAUUCUGUGCAGGAGAGAGGAGGACAGAGGACGCUAUAAGCUUGCGCUGCUAAAAGCAAUGAACUCAAUUCAGACUCAUGGAGCAUCAGGGGUUGUGUUCAGCCAGGCCACUGAUGUUUGGGGCAGUCACAUCACUUUAGAUAGUCUUCGGCAGUUUUCAGGCCUGGAGAGGAAUAUUGUGUUUGGGAUUAGUCCAGAAUGUGCCCAGUCAGAGGAGUUGCAUAAGCUCUGCUUUGCCUCAAGAGCUAUUAAUCACCUCUACCUGCUUUAUGAAAAGAGGGCGGCCUCUGAACGUCAUUAGAAAUAAGGCAGGAAGUCAGGAAGGGCAGGGUCCACUCACCCAGUCAGGGGGCAGCCGCUCCUUCUUAAUGCUACAAGUAAGGAAAUCAGGCACACGUGUAUGG